Molecule: messenger RNA, 3281 nt
Organism: Oncorhynchus masou masou (cherry salmon)
Lineage: Eukaryota; Metazoa; Chordata; Actinopteri; Salmoniformes; Salmonidae
Product: neuronal acetylcholine receptor subunit alpha-7-like
Exons: 10
Coding region: 188-1744 (518 amino acids)
Biological process (GO): synaptic transmission, cholinergic; signal transduction; nervous system process
Cellular component (GO): plasma membrane; postsynaptic membrane; neuron projection
Molecular function (GO): acetylcholine binding; acetylcholine-gated monoatomic cation-selective channel activity; acetylcholine receptor activity
Source: RefSeq, a predicted model, not a curated record
AAGUACAAAUCCGUAUCUUCGCAUGUCAAGCCUCGUUAUCAACUAUUUUCAACCGUUUGCCAGGCGUUGUCUGGGAUGCCCGGUGACUUUUUGGCGUUUUUUAAUUUACCGGUGACUGUAUAACAGUGGUCUCGGAACUGUCACAUAGUCUAGGCUAUCAUAGGAGGCACAUUUGGUCUGUCAUGCAAUGGAGGCUCGGAUUUUUACCCUUUAUUUACUUACCAUCGUCUGCUUGUUUCACGUGUCUCUACAGGGACAGCACCAGCGCAGACUGUACAAGGACCUGAUGCGAAACUACAACCCUCUGGAGCGUCCCGUGUUCAAUGACUCCCACUCGCUCACCGUACACUUCAGCUUCAGCCUCAUGCAGAUCAUGGAUGUGGAUGAGAAGAACCAGGUCCUGACGACCAACAUCUGGUUACAGCUGUACUGGACUGACUACUACCUGCAGUGGAACACCACAGACUACCCUGGAGUUACCAAUGUCAGGUUCCCUGACACCCAGAUAUGGAGGCCUGACAUUCUCCUCUACAACAGCGCUGACGAGAGGUUUGACGCCACCUUCCACACCAACGUCCUAGUCAACUCCACUGGCUACUGCCAGUAUCUCCCCCCAGGAAUCUUCAAGAGCACAUGCUACAUCGACGUGCGCUGGUUUCCCUUUGAUGUCCAGCGCUGUGACCUCAAGUUUGGCUCGUGGACGUACGGGGGCUGGUCUUUAGACCUGCAGAUGAUAGAGGCGGAUGUGACUGGAUACAUUGCUAAUGGAGAGUGGGACCUUGUGGAGGUCCCCGGACGGCGGAACGAGCGUUUCUAUGACUGCUGUAAGGAGCCUUACCCUGACGUGACCUUCACGGUGGUGAUGCGUAGACGCACCCUCUACUACGGCCUCAACCUGCUCAUCCCCUGUGUCCUCAUCUCCACCCUGGCCCUGCUCGUUUUCCUGCUGCCCGCGGACUCUGGAGAGAAGAUCUCAUUGGGUAUCACUGUGCUGCUCUCUCUAACUGUCUUCAUGCUCUUGGUAGCCGAGAUCAUGCCGGCCACCUCGGACUCUGUUCCUCUCAUAGCCCAGUACUUUGCCACCACCAUGGUCAUCGUGGGCCUGUCCGUCAUCGCCACCGUCCUGGUCCUCCAGUACCACCAUCAUGACCCGGACGGAGCCAAAAUGCCAAAGUGGACACGCGUGGUGCUCCUGAACUGGUGCGCCUGGUUCCUGCGUAUGAAGCGGCCCGGCGAGGAGCGUGUGCGUCUGGCCUGCCACAACAAGCAUCCGCGCAACAGCCUCUCCAGUGUGGAGCUCAGUAUGAGCCAGGGGACCCUCCAGCCCACCAAUGGCAACAUGCUCUACAUUGGCUUCCGGGGCAUGGAGGGCAUGCACUACACCACCACCCCCGACUCUGGCGUCAUCUGCUCCAGGCUGGUGGGGGCAGGGGACGAGGAGGUGCUGCUACCCGGGGCCGGGCUGCCCAACUUGGGCAGCAUGGCAGGCGGCACCGGGGUGGGUGUGGCGAGCCCCGUGGACUCCGACAUAUCCAAGAUCCUGGAAGAGGUGCGCUACAUCGCCAAGCGCUUCCGGGGCCAGGACGAGGACGAGUCGCUGUGCAAUGAGUGGAAGUUUGCGGCGUCUGUGAUUGAUCGGCUGUGCCUGAUGGCGUUCUCUGUGUUCACCAUCCUCUGCACCAUCGGCAUCCUCAUGUCAGCGCCAAACUUCGUGGAGGCCAUCUCCAAAGACUUCUUCACCUGAGUGGGCUGUUUGUGUUGGAGGAUGAGAGGGAUGGGGUCACGUGUGUGUGUGUGUGUGUGUGUUUGUUUGUUUGUUUGUUUGUUUGUGUGGGGGGGGUGUACAUAUAUACACACACAAAAGCACACACACGUACAGUCUCACACACAAUCUCACAUACACACACACACACAUUCCCACUUGCACUCACAUGCAUUUAAUGUAUACUGUUUAUAUCCCAGACACAUCUUUACCUAUGACUUAUAUCAGCUGACUACCCCACUCUUCAGUAUUUUCACAUAUUUUUCACAUACGUUACUGUAUUUAGAGUGGCUAUUAUAAUGGCACAACUUAUAGCAAUACAAAUGUGUUCAUCAUAUGUGGUGUGAAUCUGUGAUCAAUUGAGGUCUUCAUCAACAAUGACUGUGUAUAUUAAGUAGCACUUAAUGUUCCAGAAAGCAGGAUCAUUGAGUUAACCAGCUAGCUUAACCAGUUAACCAGCUAGCUUGAAAUCCAUAUUUUUGAGAAAUAUACACUUGACAUUGGCAUAGUAUAUAUUAAUCAACAAUCAAAAACGCAUAUUCAAGCUGAGCUAAAUUAAGAGAUAUAUAUAUGAUUGUUAAUAUGUUAGCUAGAUAACUUAAGGAUUUAUUUGAUUUUAUCACAGGCUAUUGGAAGUAUACAUGGGUCAAAAUGUUUGUUCCAAAAAAGAUUGGUGUUUGUAAUGGUCAUUCGUGUACAGUACAUGUAAAAUUGAAAAAGUAGUUUCCCUUGUUUAUGCCUUUCAAAGGAAAUCUCUGUAACGUUCAUGCUGAGUUUCUCUCAAUCUAAAGCUCGUUUCAUAGAUUUGCUUGAGUGAAUUGAAAAGACUGCCCCAAUUGCAAAAUGUAGAUCAUUUCUGUUUUCUUUCCUUCUGCAUUAUAAGUUCAAUUCCCAAGAGAACAGCCAAUAAUAAUUGUAACAGUGUUUCUUGUGAUUUUUGUGCUAUUUAUUCUUUGUUUCACUGCUUUGUGCCACUGACCCAUUUGACAUGCAUGGAACCUAUGACAUUUGACGUAAGUGUUUGGACGAAAAGCGUACAAUGAGGGAGUUCAGGUGCAGUGGAGUGCAGUGAUCCCUGGUGUCACCCUGGAAUGAAGGACAAGUUCUGCUCGAAUACUUCAGGUGUGUAUUCACCAGGAUCCAAACGGGAAGGAUCUAACUAAAUGUGUCCAAUAGAAAUUCUUGUUUUUUUUGGAAACCUUUUUUCCAUUGCCAAACGUUUUGCAGCAGUUUGCUACGUUGUGCAGUAAUGAAUACACCCCCAGGUGAUAGCUCAAUCUGUUUGAAAAUGGUUUCAUACCUUCUGAAUAUGACCCUGGCUUGGGAUUUCCAUCGCCCUCUAUUCUCCUCAACUGUUCCUCUGUACUGUAACAGCUGUAUGGGAGCCUACCGCUCUUUCUGUCCACCUUUAUCAUUUAACCUUUAACCCUUAAACCUUUGUCAUUUAUGUGCACUUGCAUCCAUGCCCAGAAUACAUUUUGAUCCAUGCACAAAAAUAAAUGUAUUUUUCUAGAUGUGA